Molecule: messenger RNA, 4584 nt
Organism: Pseudozyma flocculosa PF-1
Lineage: Eukaryota; Fungi; Basidiomycota; Ustilaginomycetes; Ustilaginales; Ustilaginaceae
Exons: 2
Coding region: 1-4584 (1527 amino acids)
Biological process (GO): protein dephosphorylation; negative regulation of MAPK cascade
Cellular component (GO): cytoplasm
Molecular function (GO): MAP kinase tyrosine/serine/threonine phosphatase activity; protein tyrosine/threonine phosphatase activity
Source: RefSeq, a predicted model, not a curated record
AUGGACCGUUCGCGAUCGCCAGCUGGCCACACUGCCUCGCCCACCGUCCGCCUCCAGGCCAUGCCGGUACAACAAAGAGCACGCGAGGUUACCGUCACCCGCGCCAUGUCGUCGGCCCUGCCCGCCAUCAGGACAACCUACCUCGCAUCUCUAGGCGGUCCCGACUCGGCUUCAGACAUCGAGACACCAUCGACAUCAGCCUCGACAUCCAUCGCGACACCGCAUUCGGCGCUCAGAGCUCUGGCACCAUCUCUGCGCCCCUUUCACAAACCCAACCCGGCGGAAAUGUCGCCCUCGUACGUCGAGCCGGGCUUUCACCGCCUCCCAGACGCGUGGACGCUGCGCCAGAGCCACGAUGCGGACGACGGGACUCACGAGUCCCUCGCAAUGCCCUCGGCUCGAGCUCAAGGUGCAGCGAGCGGAGGCUUGCCCGCUCUUGCUCUGCACAGAGCCACGGUGCCAGACCUCACCGCCGAGCUAGGAGCUCUUCACCUCUACGCUGAUCAACCAAAGCCAGCCGCUGGCUUUGGCGAGGCGUAUGCCUUUGCGCCGAGUGUUGGCUCGCCCUCUGCGCUCUCGAGCGCUUCUCGCACUAGCACCAGCGAAUCGUGCAACCCAGGAUCGAGCUUCGUCGAUCGCCUGCACCCGCGCUCCUCGGACAGCGAGGUCUCGUCGGCAUCCCAGCACAGCUCCGACAGCGCCAACGUAUACCCUUUCACCAACGAAGAGGCCCAGUCGCGCCUAUGGCUCGAUCCCGCCAGCGAGUGGCCCUCACGAGGAGGCGGAGCGGUCCACGCGCGGCAGCCAAACGAGGGCUCCCGUUCCAUCACCUCGCCCUGCCAAAUCCACGAGCAGGCUCAGGACUUCGCUCCUGACGCACCCUCCGGUAGCCUGUCCGACUCGCCCAGGUUGCAACGUCGGGUUCCGGCUUCCCCCUGCUUUGACCAUCCUGCCGAUGCCGCGUCGGCUGCGGCGACGAGCCCUUCCGCUUGCUACCAGCCGAGCCCGAGCAGAGACGGAGACUUUGGUGAUACCCGCUCGGCACGGAGGACCGAAGGCGUGCGGCGACAUGCAGUCUCCAUCGAGCCUGAGCAGCUGCUCACCAGGCUCCUGUCCGUAAGCUGCGUGCGCCAGCACCCACCGCAGCCGUCCCAGCCCGCUUGGCCGUCCUCGUAUUCUCUGCUCGGAUGCGGUUCCGGGGCAGCAGGCGGAUUGGCGAAGCCUAACUGUGAAGCGGCAGACGCCAAGGGCGAGCCACGGCUUUCCGAGCGUCGCACGCCCAGCUCAAACGUCGACGGAAGCCCGGACGCCGCGACCAGCGGCGGCGGCAGCUGCAGCCGGGCCCCAUUCUUUCUUCGCAACAACAAUAAUUCGAAUCGGCCAUUAUCCGACGACGGCGGGCACUACGACCGCGCCUAUUCAGUCCGGCCUCAAGACACCGACAAGGAAUACAAAUCUCGGCCAACACUAAGCAGCACGACGGCCCGCACCUCCGCUGCCUCCACAGCAAGCAGCGCAAAUACAGCCACGACUGCAGCUGCCGCCGCCGAACUCCGCACCGCCACGGCACCGGCCGUCGAGCCGCACCACCAGACCUACCACCCAACCCUCAACCUCGACCAGCUCCACACGUCUGCCUGGUGCUCGUCAACGGCAUCAGCUGCCCAACGACCACCAUCACCGUCACCAGCACCGCCGUCAGCAUCGCACACGGCUUCAGCACCAGCAGCGGUAGCGGCAUCAGGAGCGGCCUCUUCAGCGCCACCAAUCUCCUUCUCUUCGCGCUCAGCCGCCAUUCCCAUCUUUGCUGGAGACCGCUUCACCCACGCCGAACCCUCCCUGAUAUCUUCACCACCACUGCCAUCGCCCAGUCAACCUCUUUCGGCCUCGACGUUGACGCCUGGAACGACGUUUGCCCCACUCUCGACCCCUUCCCUCUUCGACCGACCGCCAUCACCCUUGCAAACCGAUACGCCGAAGACCAUCGCUGCCACGGCCGGCCAAGUGGCAUCUCCACAACCUAGCGACUGCGCUCAGGAGCGGUCCGGCGAUUGCCUGGCGCUCCCGUUCGACACCACAUCGCCCGUUCCUCCGCUCGUGAUCGACAUCAGGUCUCUCGAGGCGUAUCUGGCCAUCGAGACUGCUGCUGCCGCUCCCCGAGUCGUAACGGGACGCAUCAGAUCUUCGGUCAACGUCUCUCUGCCCAAGCUGAUCCUUCGGCGGCUCCAGCGAUCGUGCGCGCCAGGCUCAACCGCUAGCGUGAACCUGCCCCUCAAGUCGUUUGUCACGACGGCCAUGGGCAAACGUCGGUUUGACGACAUCCUCGGCACCGUGGCAGGCUACGAAAGGGCGCAGAAACGUCGACUCGUGCGCCCGGCGGACGCAGGAACGGAUCGCACAGAGGAUCGCCACACGGCGGAGGAAAUGUCGACAAUGACGCAGGCUUUGGAUACCGAUUCGCUCUACUGGAAAGCCGACGUCGUCGUGGUCUACGACGAACAAGACCAGCAGCGCGCGCCUGACGUCACAAAUCCCGGCAGGACGCGCGCCAUCACAGCUGCCAAAAGCGAAUCUCCAAACGAGAUCCUGCUGAGGGCGUUAGAGAGGAUGGGGCCAAGCCACGGUUCGGAUCGCGGUGGCGGCGUCUACUAUGUGCGCGGGGGCGACAUGGCGGAAGUCAGAGCCAAGCUCGGUCCGCGAUUCUGGCUCGACUCCGAAGAAGAGGGGGCUCGAGUGCCAGAUUUCGACCGGGCAGAGGCCGUGUCAUCCGGGCAGGACCGACGGGCUGCAUCGGGCAAGACGGCAGUGGGCGCAAGCAGAACCCACCAGCACCACCGGCCCGCUCGACUCUCACCCGCUCCGUCACCGGGGCCUGCCUCCCCACUGAGCGGCGCCUCCGGCACUCUGGCUCCGCCUCUGAGCCUGUCCACGGUCUCAUCAUCCGACGGAUCAAGGAGUCCGCAACACCUCAGCCCACUUUCGGCAAGCCUCUCCCCCUCCGCCCUCUCCCACGAUCCUCAUUCAUCGGGCCUUACCCAUGGCUCUUCGCCGCCUCCGAGCCUGGCAUCAGUCGCGGUCCAGCCUGGGAAGCCCAAGCGGCCAUCUCUGGCGCGGCUGGACACGUCGGAACGGAUACGAGCCGCGGAUGGCUCCUCGGGUUCCGGUGCGGCGCUGUCCAAGAAGUCGCCGAAUGCGCUCGCGCGCCUCCAGCUCGAUACCGCGGUGCCGAGGCGAUCUGCCACCCUCAGCGCGUUGGAAGCGCCGCCGACGAGAAGCCUCUCCAGAGGCUCGAGUCCGCAGGCCCGUCCGCUGCACCUUGCGGCGCCGUCGGCUCGUGCAAGCGAAGAAGACGACGUGCCACCGACGCCAGUGCCUACCGAAUCUCUGCAGAGCCUGUGUCGGCUGCAGGCGCAGCUGCCUCCGUCGGCCUCUUCGUUCGGCGACAUGUCUCUGCCCCCAGGCGCUCGGGGCACGUUCGGGUUCGGUGCUCACGAUGAUGGCGGCCAGCCGUACCCGGCAGACACGGCCUUUGAGGUCUCGACGAUCCUGCCCGGCUUCCUCUACCUGGGUCCCAAUGUCCAGACACGCGGCGAUGUGGGUGAGCUGGAGCGGCUGGGCGUCAAGCGGAUCCUCAACAUGGCGUACGAGAUCGAAGAGGGGGGCGCCGACGACCUGCAGCUGGACCGCCGGUUCGACAGGUACCUCAAGAUCCCUAUGACGGACAGCGUCGAGGCGGUGGGCGUGCAGAAGAGCAUCGACGAGGCGUGCCGCUUCCUCGACGACGCGCGCCUCCACUCUGCGCCCACCUACGUCCACUGCAAGGCGGGCAAGUCGCGCUCCGUUACCGUCGUCAUCGCCUACCUCAUCCACGCCCACCACUGGACGCUGCGCAAGAGCUACAACUUUGUCGUCGAGCGCCGCAACGCAAUCAGCCCCAACAUUGGCUUCGUCGCAGAGCUCAUGAAGUACGAGGAGCGCGAGCUCCACCUGGCAAAGAGCGGCGGCAUCAUCGGCGGCGGCAGCGGCGGCGGCGGCGGUGGCGAUUCCGACGAAGGCGAGGGCCAGACGCCGUCGUUGUGCGACGAGGCUGAGGGCAGCAAGAAGGGUGGCAGAGCAAGGGAACAUGCGAGGGAGUCGAUGCCGCCCCUCGGCCGGCAGGCGUUGGCCGCCCUGUCCUCCGGACUCGGUCCCUCUGCUUCUGCUCCCGAUAUGCCACGCUUCGACGAGCGUCUUGGCGGCAGUGGCGACAUGGUGCAGGGACAGCAGCAGGGACAGAGGCAGCCCAGCGAACCACCCCAUCCAUCGACAGCAUCGGGCGCCAGCCGCGCUACCACCACGACCACCGCUGCUCCCUCGUCGUCGUCGUCGUCGUCGUCGUCGUCGUCGCGGCACCCUUCGCCGCUGCUGGGCUUUGCCGAUUCCCUCGCCAGCCUGGGGGGACCCAACCAGCGCCAGGUCAGAGUCACAGAGGCGGGAGAGGUGCGCGGCCCCGACGGGCGCUACCGCUCUCGGAGGCCGCCGCCCGUCGACGAGGUCAACAUGGCGCCUGGUCGCCGAGCCACCAUGGCCGGCCUUGGCAAGUGA